AUGCCUAACCGCUCUGAGUAUCAACCGCUCGCGCAGGGGGUUGAUGAAGAGGAAGAAGCAGACGUUGGCGAGGGCUUGUCACCCGCGCCGCAGCCACCCCCUCACUCGCGACGCCCUGGACACAUCGACCUUGGCAAGCUGGACACUGCGUUCAAGAGAUGGACGGAAUCCAUCGCUCAAAAGGUAAAACGGAAGCGAAGGGUGGAGGACAACUCAAGGAAGGAGAUUCUGCACAGCGUAUUUGAGCCUCCCGUUGCUGCUUUGAAUAUAUAUGAUGACACAGUGAAGACACUUGAUCAUAAGCCACCUAUGACACGGGCAGACUUUGACAGACUGGUGCAAGCAGUAAAGGAUGCUAUUGCGGAUGGCGUUCAUCCGAAGAUGAUUUCUAAGGGCUCAUCGGGAUCAUACUUCGCUCGGGCAAAGAUCGAGGGGCGUGUUCAAACCGUAGCGGUUUUUAAACCCAAAGACGAGGAGCCAUAUGGGCGACUGAAUCCAAAGACUACGAAAUGGCUCCAUAGGCAAUUCAAAUGGAUCAUACCAUUUGGUCGAGCUUGUCUUAUUCCUAACCUCAGUUAUAUCUCCGAAGCUGCUGCUUCACUGCUAGAUGAGCGACUGGAUCUACACAUUGUCCCUCGUACAGAAUUAGUCUCUUUGUCUAGUCCUGCAUUCUUCUACGACUGGCUUGACAGGAAAGCCGCAAAGAAAGGAAAACCUCUACCAGAAAAGAUUGGUAGUAUGCAAUAUUUUCUGCACGGCUAUACAGACGCUUCCGACUUUCUUCGUAAGCACCCCUGGCCUGGACGUGCCAUUUCCGAUACAUUCGACGACUCGAAUCAUCGGAAAGGGAGCUUAUCCAAGAAACUACAGGGUGCCGUCAAGAUUGUGUGCGGAAAGACAGGUGAAGAAGAAGACAUGUAUGAUGAGGAUGAUAGGGAGGACGAACGCGUGCUAUUUGAUGCAACAGAAAGUCUUUCUGGGCAGUCAUUCUAUUGGACAUCUGCUCUCCAAGACAGUUUUCGGGAAGAGCUUGAGAAGUACGAACCUCUUCUUCUGUUACAUUUGCACCUAAAGGGAGGUUUCUUUACAGACUUCUUGAUGCUCAAUACUGACCGCGGAGCGGACAAUUACAUGAUCAAGUUCUGCGAUUAUGAUCAUGGCAAGUCCCUGGUGGAUGUUGCACCAUCUCGUAUCUCGCGCUUGGAGAUGCCAAUGAUGACAGAAUUGCGCCGCACUGAGCCGAUGCUGAGCACGCCUCAACUAGGCGGAGGACCGUCAUCUACACCUUCGUUCUCACAAGGGGGCUAUUCAAACCCCCACCUUCCGUACGAGCGGCAGCCCCAUAUCCACAUCGCUGCGAUAGACAACUCCUUAUCAUUUCCUCAUGAACAUCCGCGAGGCUGGCGUUCGUACACUUAUGGCUGGCUGUACUUGCCUGUCACUAUUAUUGGCCGCCCUUUUAGUCAGAAGACGAGGGACCACUUCUUGCCCUUGUUGACGUCCAAGACCUGGUGGGCCGAGACCACGUAUCAGCUUCGGAGACUGUUCGCUGUGGAUCCUGACUUCCAUCCCAAGAUGUUUAGGAAACAAUUAGCGGUGGUUAAGGGACAAGCAUGGAAUAUCGUGCAGUCUUUGAAGCAUACUGAUGAAGGGCCUCUUGAGUUGACUCGACGCCAAAAGGUUCUGGUGUGGGAUGACGAGGUUGAUCUCACAGAUGACAAUCUUCCCAAUUUGGUCAACGGCUCUGCGCCAUCCCCUCACAGCCGGACAUCUAGAGCUUCUAUAAGCUCUGUUCCUCUACUGAAACAUGCAAGAAGUCACAGCUCCUCAGAUUUCCCGCCCCCAAUUCGCAGAAUUUCCUCCGAGUUCUCGCGGCCCGUAUCGUUCGCCACCAAAUUCUCGCGCGUCCACCCUGCUACGACGGGAGUAACGGUACUAGAACACAUGGAGCGGCUUGACGCUGUCGAAGCUGGCCUUUCUAGACUCGGGGUAGAGGAGAGCGUGGUGGAUGAGAGUGAGGAGGCUGAUGUUGGCGAAGCGUCGACAUCGACCUCUGCACAGACUCCUAAAGAUCGUGCGGUUGAGGUGGUAGCAGAUACUCUAUCUCCUUCUGCACGCUCCGAGCGCCUUCCCGCAGUCCCAGAGGACAUGCUCUCCGCUUCAAUGACAGAAGAGGAUCUCAUCGCCAUGUCGAAGUCGACAUCCCAGCUGGAGCUGUCAGCGUCCGCUCGCCAUGCCCGCUGGCCUAGCUUCGGUGCACCCCCGGAAAGUCGAAGUCGACCAAGCUUAGAUUGGAUGCAUCAAGACGUUCCCGAGAGUCCUAAACAGCGUCUCGUGAUAGUCGAGCGGCUGGAAACUGUCGACAGCAAACCGUUCUUCUCGUGUUGGUGA
Molecule: messenger RNA, 2391 nt
Organism: Fibroporia radiculosa
Lineage: Eukaryota; Fungi; Basidiomycota; Agaricomycetes; Polyporales; Fibroporiaceae
Exons: 14
Coding region: 1-2391 (796 amino acids)
Biological process (GO): Golgi organization; endosome organization; phosphatidylinositol phosphate biosynthetic process
Cellular component (GO): fungal-type vacuole membrane; plasma membrane; endosome
Molecular function (GO): 1-phosphatidylinositol 4-kinase activity
Source: RefSeq, a predicted model, not a curated record